UUGUACAAAAUGAGUUCGAAUUGCCUUAUGGAUAAGACAUGGCCGCUCCCUAUUUGACAGCCAAGGAAACACGCCACCUCUGUUACAUUGAGAUACUCUUAAUUUAACGUACUAAACAUAGUUGAAGGUGUUCACAUAACCCGCAGGAUGAUGGAAAACGACACACAGGAGAACGUAGCUGCUAAGACCCUUUCACGGUCAGUGAUUGUCGAACUACUGGCAAAGAAUUUCCACGAACUGCCCGACAUUGACCAGAAGCUCUUCAUGUACGGGCCUAUGUAUCUGAGCGGAAAUGGUGGCUUGGCAGGGCUGAUCGCUAAUAGCUUGUACCGCCGUGCCCUGAACGUCACACAGGCGCCCAUCACCUCCAGCCUGCCGAUGGCGGUACUGCCCUUCAUGACGACAUACGCCCUCUACAACGCCACGGUGAGCAGCCCGCUCCUGUCAGGGGACCUUCAAUGCCCGAGCUGCGUGUUAUUGAGAGGCACACUGGUGGGUGUAGUCGGCGGUGCCGUGUACCCCAUCAUUCUAGCCUUACCUAUCAACAUUGGCCUUGCAACCAGGUACAGCACGGCGCCCAUGCCGGAGAAGGGAAACCUCAUCCGGUUUUGGAUAGAUCUCUCAAGACCGAUCCUGAAGAAAAUGAGAGCAGUUAUGGUCAUCCAGGCCUUUUUUGGGACCUUCCUCAGUUCCAGGAACUUUGAAAGCUACAACAAACUAGCUAAAAUCACAUUUGGCUCACAACGAGAGGACCUAAAAGACUGAAAUGGGUGGAGCUGGAGCCUAUCCCAGCUGACUUUAUGUGAGAAGCGGGGUACACCUUGAACUGGACACCAUCUAGUGAAUCACAGGGCACACGCAUGCUUUUGCAAUGUGGGAGGAAGCCCACGCAAGUAGAACAUGCAAACUCCACACAGAUGUUCCGAUGUUGAUUCAGAUCCGACAAGCUAACCACUAGGCCGCCUUGCUUACCCUAAUUUAGAUAUUACAUUUACAAAAAUGCAAUGUUUCAUCUGUGGAGAGGACAUCCUGUGCUUGCCAGUGAUUUGUAAUUUGUUGGGUGACUGAAAAAGUGUGUCAUGAAUUUUACAAACUGGCCAAUUGUAAUUGAAUUGCAAUAAAUGGAAUAUAAACUGCUUAAAAUGACGCAUUCACUAAAUUGCAACUUGUGAUUUUCGGAGUCACAGGAGGAUAUUGAUUCAGAUUGAUGUACUGCUUGUGUUCAAAUGACAUUUUACUGUACAUUGGUGGGCACAACUUUAAAUUGAAAUGGCCAACAGUCGUUUGAGGGCUCGUUAUAUUCAUAUUCAAGUGAUGGCAAAUGUGUGGUUGCUGAAUUGCUUUCCUCCAGACAUUUUUGUCACCUAGUCAGAAAUUGAGCAUGGUGUGAAUAAAGAGCAGACAAACAACUAAGCAUGGCUUAUUUUUAUUAAAGGUUUUAGGAACACACAUUUUGCAGUGAUGCUGGGGUCAUAAAGGUUUCAUUUUGACCUAAGUUGAACACUGAGCGCACCCGAUCCUUAAAAUAGCAGUGUUAAGAUGAAUCAAAUGGAUGUUUUGUAGGCGAUUGUCCUCGGAUAAAUUAAACAAAAUCUGGUCAUGUUGUGUUGGAUGUCAUAUCUCUGGCUCGCUUGUCAUACUUUGUUACAGGGAAGGUUUAUGGAUGAGGAGGAGAUCCUUACUGAGAGGGAACGAUGCAGAGAAAAUACUGACAUCAAGCUAUUAUAAUGAUAAAUGCUGUUAAUUACAUCAGUUUCGCACACUUUCCAAAUACAUCACCC
Messenger RNA from Dunckerocampus dactyliophorus (ringed pipefish), 1781 nucleotides. It is a transcript of the gene tmem126a, whose product is annotated as transmembrane protein 126A. Gene Ontology annotation, cellular component: mitochondrion. Gene Ontology annotation, biological process: mitochondrial respiratory chain complex I assembly. Bases 148 to 765 code for a protein of 205 amino acids. The record is from RefSeq and is a predicted model, not a curated record. NCBI's taxonomy places the organism in Eukaryota, Metazoa, Chordata, Actinopteri, Syngnathiformes, Syngnathidae. The transcript is spliced from 2 exons.